This is a messenger RNA of Hibiscus syriacus, 858 nucleotides long. Its product is annotated as agamous-like MADS-box protein AGL18. Gene Ontology annotation, cellular component: nucleus. The transcript has 8 exons. The record is from RefSeq and is a predicted model, not a curated record. Gene Ontology annotation, biological process: positive regulation of transcription by RNA polymerase II. NCBI's taxonomy places the organism in Eukaryota, Viridiplantae, Streptophyta, Magnoliopsida, Malvales, Malvaceae. Bases 91 to 849 code for a protein of 252 amino acids. Gene Ontology annotation, molecular function: protein dimerization activity; DNA-binding transcription factor activity, RNA polymerase II-specific; RNA polymerase II cis-regulatory region sequence-specific DNA binding.
UUCCUUUUUUGUAUUGUUAAUCACGACUGCUCUUUGCUUUGAAAGAGAAAAGGAAAAGAAAAUUUUGGGUUUUUUCCCAAGAAAAAGAAAAUGGGAAGAAGGAAGAUUGAGAUGAAGAAGAUAGAGAAUUUGAAUAGCAGGCAAGUAACAUUCUCAAAGAGAAGAAAUGGGCUGUUGAAGAAAGCAAAAGAGUUGUCCAUCUUGUGCGAUGCUGAAGUUGGUGUCAUUAUUUUCUCCGGCACCGGCAAGGUUUAUCAAUGGUCUAGCACCAGCAUGGAAGAAACUCUUUCAAGAUUCAAUAGAGGGAAAGCAAUUGAUGAGUCUUCCGGUGAAGAAAAACCAGAGCCGAACCCUAAACCAAUUGAUGUGAACACUCUGAAAGAGGAGUAUUUAAGGCUGCGUGCUGCAUACAUGUGGUUGAAUGGAAAGGAGCUGGAGGGUAUGAGUUUCAAGGAGCUGCAACAACUGGAGCAUCAAUUAAAUGAAGGGUUAUUCUCAGUUAAAGAGCAUAAGGAGCAACUUCUGCUGGAGCAGCUUAAAAGGUCUAAACUACAGGAGCAGAAAGCUCUUCUUGAGAAGGAGAGCCUACGUAAACAGGUUGAGGAGUUGCAACAAAAAACAAGCUCAAAUUUACUACAACGCAAUCCUCUGCAAAUAACAUUCUCUCCCAACACUUUAAAGGCUGCUUUCGGUUUUGACGACGCAUCAGACGAUGACGACGAUGAAGAUCAUUCCGACACUUCCUUGCACUUGAACUUGGGGUUGUCAUCAGAGGUUGGGCACAAGAGGAAAUUGAGAAAGAUCGAAGCUAUUAGCAAUGAUUCAGGGAGUCAAGUGGCCUCACACUGAUUUCUUUGG